CACUAAUAAAUAUAUCAGACAAAUUAAGAAUCCCUUGUGUCAAAGCUCGAAAACUCUCUGCCUCAUAGAAAUUCAAAACAAGGACCCAUCGUCAUCAUCAUCAUCAAAUAGCCAACCGAAUACAUUUUCUUGCACACUUUUGGUGGUCAUGUGUACUCGUACCAAAAAAAGGUAGGUGCUUGCAAAGCCUUACCUCACGCUCUUCAAGUUCUCCUUGUAACAAAAGCACCGAGCUUUCACACUUGUUUAAAGAUAGUUGUUCUCUUUGGCACAUAAUCCUCAUCUUAGAGCUAAAGAAUCUCCUCGAGGCACACUCAAUUCCUCCAAAAGAAUAUGUUCUUAGCUUGUUCACCCCUUUUAUCCUUUAUAUCCUCAAUAGAAGCAAGAAUGUCUUUAUGAGGGCAACCAGUUUUAGCAGUUACUCAUGAGAAAGUCUUGUUCUUGAACACCCCCGUCUGCUAGAAUGUGCAGAUUUCUAUUUGAAGUCAAACAAAAAGAUGGCUUUGCAAUAUAUCCACCUCCUGUAUCACCUCCCUCAUCAGUCUCGUCUCCAUACAAUGGUCUCAACUAUGAAAAAGAAUCAACCCCGCCUUCAUCUUCUCUUAACAAAAUUAGUCCCGUGCUUCUUUUGGUUAUAGGAGUCCUUGCUGUUAUUUUCUUUGUUUCUGGUCUUCUUCAUUUGCUUGUUAGAUUCCUCCUCAAGAGGGCAUCUUUUUCCCCAAUUUAUCAUUCCAAUAGGUUCCCAGAAACCUCAGGGUCUCAUUCUAUUCAAAGACAGCUUCAACAGCUGUUUCGCUUGCAUGAUUCGGGUCUAGACCAAGCUUUCGUUGAUGCUCUACCUGUGUUUUACUACAAAGAUAUCAUGGGUUCAAAGGAGCCAUUUGACUGUGCAGUUUGUCUCUGCGAGUUCUCAGGCCAAGAAAGGCUCAGGUUGCUUCCUCUAUGUAGCCACGCUUUUCACAUUGACUGCAUAGAUACCUGGCUUCUCUCAAACUCAACGUGCCCUCUGUGUAGAGGAACCCUUUUGGGCUCUAGUUUUCACAUGGAAAAUCCACUGUUCAAUUUUGAUCUCUCAAGGGAAUUAUCAAAUGGAUUCUCUAGUGAAGGAGAGAGUGGAUCUUCGAAUUGUCAAAAAUCAGUUACUAUUGUGGAGGACAAAGGUGUUGGUGAAAAGAGGGUAUUUUCAGUGAGACUGGGCAAGUUUAAAAGCUUGAAUGGUGGAGAAGGCAGUGGACAGAAACAACAUGGAGAGACCAGCAGGUCUAAUUUGGAUGCUAGAAGAUGUUACUCACUGGGAACAGUUCAGUAUGUGGAAGGUGAAUCAAGUUUGCAAGUGGCCAUGUCGCCUGGUAACCUUAAUUGCAGAGGAAGAGAUAAAGGAUGCCCUUCAAUUGAUGGGGAUUUGGAAGAUAAGAAAAUCAGAGGUAGGACAGGAGGUGAUAGCUUAUCAGUUUCCAAGAUUUGGCUUUGGUCUAAGAAAAGCAAAUUCCCAACGUCUUCAACUACUCACAUGGAUAUGUCUUGUUCUACUUCCCUUGCUGUAAGUUUACCAAUCAAUGCUAAUAGAACUGGAACUCUAAGAGAUAUAUAACUACUACUCACUCACUAAACUGUUUUUCCCUUUCUUGAUUAAUCAAUUAAUUAUAUACCGGCCAAAAUCUGCAUAUAUUUUCCUCUA
This is a messenger RNA of Populus trichocarpa (black cottonwood), 1678 nucleotides long. RefSeq names its product RING-H2 finger protein ATL46. NCBI's taxonomy places the organism in Eukaryota, Viridiplantae, Streptophyta, Magnoliopsida, Malpighiales, Salicaceae. The transcript has a single exon. Bases 464 to 1591 code for a protein of 375 amino acids. The record is from RefSeq and is a predicted model, not a curated record.